GCGUGGUUCACAGGUGUAGGUUGUCUCUUUUUGCAGUGGCGGACAGCUUGUGAUAGGGAAGAAAAAGAGCGCUAUACAGAAAGUCCUGCAACAACUUGUACAUUCCGUGUAUUUAUUUGUGGCCGCAGCCCACUUAGGAACGUCAUCUUUACCGGAAGGGAAUCCGCGUGACGAUUGGAUCUUAUUGUAAGCGCGCGCGCACAAAGAAAGUCCCUGAUUGGACUCCCAUUUGGACUAUUACAGUGACUGUUGCCUCUUUUCUUCUAUCGUCCUGUCCAGUUUCCUAGCUUCCGCUAUUGCGGGUCUACUUCCGGUUGUAGCUCACUUCUCCGCUUCCGGUAGCGAAUUUCCGCUUCCGGUAUUCAAUUUCCGCUUUGUGUUUCUGUUUCCAUAAUCAGAGGUAAGGAUGAGCGGCCUGGACCCACGGAGGAUGAAAGUGACCGAGCUGCGGGCUGAGCUGCAGCGGAGGGGCCUGGAGAGCCGCGGGCUUAAGGCUGAGCUGUGCGAGCGGUUACAGGAGGCUUUGGACUCGGAACUCUUGGGGGGCGAUGAAGAGAAAGGGGGGAUUAUACAGGACAUGGCUGGGGGCGAUGAGGAGUUGGCUCUGGAUCUAGGGGAGGAGGAGGAUGAAGAGGAGAUGUUACAUGAAGCUCAGGAGGAGGAGGAGGAAGAUUCCAAUCCUAAUGAGAUGGAAGCGGCCCAGAGCAAUGAUACUGGACCUGCAGCGACACACGAGGGAGAGGAGACUGGAUCACCGGCUGAGAAUGAGAACAAAGAAAGUCCUCCUCCUCCUGCUGCUGCUGCUGCAGAACCACACGAAUCUGAUCUGGGCCUGGAAUCCCUCAAUGGAGCAACUUCCAAACCUCAUGCAGGAGACUUGGCUGCAGAGGAAUGUGCAGAGGAAGAACAGUCUAGUACAGCAGCUGAGAGUAUCCAGAUCAAGGAGGAGGAGCCUGAUUCAAAGAGCGCCGAGCCAAAACGUCACGGAAUUAAGAGAAUAAGGGAGGAUGAACAGAAUGGUCGGACGUAUCAUGAAUUCAAAGAGGAAGCGUAUUAUAGCAGAUCCAAGUCUCCCGUUCCUCCUGAAGAGGAAGACAGUGACAUAGAGGACAGUGUUCUGUGUUUGGAUAAAUUGACAUGUGACUUGCAGUUGAAAAUGGAUAAAGACCGUUUCGGAGGGAGACCACUUUUCUUUGAAAAAUUCCCUUCACUGUGGUCGGGUUCACGAGCCACUCAUGGAGUGACUAAUGGAAAAGUGUACUUUGAAGUCAAGUUAACGGACAAUUUACCACAAAAGGAAGGCUGCGCAGAAACUCCAUUGUUACGUGUUGGUUGGUCUGUUGGCCAGUCAUCUCCUCAGCUUGGUGAAGAUGACUUGUCCUUUGCAUACGACAGUAGAGGCCUGAAAGUCACCAGCUCCCAAUUUGAUCCAUAUGGGGAAACAUUUGGUGAAAAUGAUGUGAUUGGCUGCUUUGCUGACUUGGAAGGAGAUUCUGUGGAUCUUUUUUUCUCCAAAAACGGGGAUAGUUUAGGUGAAGCAUUCCAUGUAGAAAAGGAAGUCUUGGGUGACCAGCCAUUGUUUCCGCAUGUACUGUGCAAAGGUUGUGGGUUUCAGGUAAAUUUUGGGCAAAAAGAGGAAGCCUGGCACCCGCCACCCGAUGAAUCGAUUUUCCUGAAGGAUGUAAAGGCUGAAGACCUGGUAAAGUCUCUAGAGUCCACAGAAGACUGUGAGGUGUUUCUAAUGAUCGGUCUCCCUGGAUCCGGAAAGACUACGUGGGCUUUGAAACACAUCCAGGAGAACUCGGAAAAGCAAUAUCUGCUCAUGAGCACUGACAUACUAAUUCCACAGCUAAAGACGGCAGGACCUGACCCAAAUCCGGAAGAUCCUAAAGCUAGAGAUCGUUUAACCAAGCUAGCCACACAGUGUCUAAUCAGACUGAUUCCACUCGCUGCCCGCCGAAAGAGGAACUACAUAAUAGAUCAGUGUACAGUAUAUAACUCUGCUCAACGCAGGAAGAUGAAUUGCUUUAAAGACUUUCAGCGGAAGGCAGUCAUGGUGGUGCCUAAUGAGGAAGAAUGGAAGAAAAGGGUAGAACAGCGGAAAGAGAAGGAAGGGGAAAUCAUUCCUGAGUCAGUUCUCCUUGAGAUGAAAGCCAACUUCAAUAUCCCUAAGAAGACCGAGUACCUGAAUGAAAUCUUCUAUCCAGAGCUGGAUUGUGAUGAGGCAGAGGCUCUUAUAAUUGCAGCCAAAAAAGAAGCCCGUCAGCUGCUGCCCGCGCCUGACAAGAGAGGAAAUCGCAUGCACAAGCGCAAUCGCCCAGAGUGGGGUCGGGGAGGAUACCAUAGCACAGGGAAUUAUCAACAGGGAAACUACGGUAACCGCAUGUUUAUGAAUCAACCAAGACAACAGAUGUACCAUCAGCAGCAGCAGCGAUCCUAUUGGGCACCACAGAGAGGGGGCUACCAGAAUUAUUAUGACCAGUACCCAUCCCAGCAGAACAGAUACUAUGGCCAGUACCAGAACUACAGACCCCAGAAUAGAGGGCACUGGCAGAAUUACGAGGACAGGACACAGCAGUGGAAUUAUCAAGGUUACCGUGGACGUCGGUGAAAGUUUCGUUUUGCAGGAUGGGGGUGAUAUGGGUUGUGUUCUGGUUUUAGUGGGCGUUGGGGUGGAUUGUAUAAUUUUUUUUAACGUAUAAAACAAACAUGGAAGUCGCCUUCUCUGUGGGGAACAAACUGCCGAGCAUGUACAGUUUGGGGCCUCAGCAUUUUAAACGUAUGUUCUGCCCUUAUGUAUUGCCUGUGGGUUACAGUUCUGCUGUAUCUUCAGCGUCCAUCUUGCAGCACUGUCAUGCCCUGCAGAGCAUUAAGGGUUCAGAAUCCGCUAUGAUUUUAUUGUUUUUAUACACAGUAGUGCGUUCCCUCCCCGCUUGCUAUAUCUUUCCUUUUGGAGCCGUAUGCAGCCAU
Xenopus laevis (African clawed frog) is the source of this 2970-nucleotide messenger RNA. RefSeq names its product heterogeneous nuclear ribonucleoprotein U-like 2 S homeolog (gene hnrnpul2.S). NCBI's taxonomy places the organism in Eukaryota, Metazoa, Chordata, Amphibia, Anura, Pipidae. The coding region runs from base 407 to 2611 and encodes 734 amino acids. The record is from RefSeq and is a predicted model, not a curated record. The transcript is spliced from 14 exons.